Molecule: messenger RNA, 1329 nt
Organism: Cryphonectria parasitica EP155
Lineage: Eukaryota; Fungi; Ascomycota; Sordariomycetes; Diaporthales; Cryphonectriaceae
Exons: 1
Coding region: 1-1329 (442 amino acids)
Source: RefSeq, a predicted model, not a curated record
AUGUUUCAGCAAGACCUUGUGAUGAGAGCGGCGUACAUGGCCAGUCUACAGGACUCGGUCAGCGGUGCACCGCCAUCCCCCGGUGAAGCACAACUGCGCAGCAUGCAGCGAUGGCAAGCGCUCAGCCAACGCGGCUGGGGCGGCUGUGUGCCACCUUUGGACCUCUCAUGGAAUCACACCGGCUUCCUCAACCCUGACUCUGAACCCCUGGUCCAACAACACGCCGCGGCUCAGAGGUUCGCCCAGGGACGGGUGGUGUUCGAUGGGCACGACGCACUCGAGGCCCAGUACAGUCCCCCGGCAGGGCGGCAGGGUCAUGAGCACCACAGCGGCGAGAGCGAAGCCACGCGCUCGGCCGAAUCUUCCCCCACCGUCACCCCAGCCGCCGAGGUCGCCAGCCCAGACACGAUGAUGGACGAAUAUCCCGAGGACCUUCCUGAGGCGGCGCCGAGCCCAAGCCCGUUCGGGAACCACGGCCGCCGUCACAGUCAUGGUGGCCGCCAUAGCAGUGCGCGCAGCAUGCACGACCUGCAUCGUUCUCUUCUCAGCCCUUCUCACGGAACCAGCCCAUAUUCUGGGCGCUUUGGUGCCGGGAUCCGACGUGUAAACCACCAGCGCGGCCACUCAUAUCUCCCGAGCCCUAUGCCUUUUAUGAGCUCGGACGACGGUGCUCGUGGCGCCCGCAUCUAUGGUCGCCGCCACCACCAUCAACACGGCAUGUCCUCGGGCCAGGAUCCCUUCAGCUUGGGCGCCAUGAACGGCGCGCUGCGCCUUGACCCCGUCAGCGACUGGUUUGACCAGUACCUAGACCGGUAUCCUGGGCUCAGGCCUCACAUGGAGAUGGCCCGGGCAGCCGCCGCCGCCGCUGCUGUGACGCCUGAAGAUGAGAAUGACAGCAGCAGCAGCGGCAGUGACGUUAGCGGGGCCGAGCACUUCGUGCCACCCUUGGACCUCUUUGAGUUGCCUGACAAGUGGGUCCUGUACAUCUCCGUCCCGGGUGCCCUGGACAACAAGAUGGGCGUCACGUGGAACGCGCGCUUGUCCGCUGUACAGAUUGGUGGCCAGGUUGCCGGCCCCAGGCAAAGCAAUACAAACCUCGUCGUCUCGGAGAGGACGACGGGCUCAUUCUUGCGGAUAGUGAACCUACCGCCCGUAUUUGAAGAUGAUGAACAGGAGAAGGAUGAUGUGGGAGAGAAAGAGAAGGAGGAGGAGGAGGGGCCCAAACCGGAGGCCGACCCCUGCGGCAUCACGUCGAUAUUUCAGAACGGCAUCAUGAUUGUCACGGUGCUCAAGAAGACUGACGACGAGGCAGAGCGGACUGCGAUCUAG